Molecule: messenger RNA, 285 nt
Organism: Aspergillus tanneri
Lineage: Eukaryota; Fungi; Ascomycota; Eurotiomycetes; Eurotiales; Aspergillaceae
Exons: 1
Coding region: 1-285 (94 amino acids)
Source: RefSeq, a predicted model, not a curated record
AUGCCGAUGACUAGCAAAAUCGAAGGCUUGUUCCGCAAGUCCCAGGAGCAAAAAGCCUCUUCAUCUCAAUCUCAAUCUCAACAAAAGAAGAAAUCCUCGGGUUCUGGCGGCGUCACCGGUAUUCCCGAUUGGAAUACGCAGGAGAAGCUUGAGACCACGCUGGAUAAGAAUGGUAAUCCUGUGCCGGAUGCAUUCGCAUUCACGGACGGGCGCAAAAUGGUCAACGGGGCGAAAGGACCGGACGAGGCUGAUGAGUAUGAAGCUGCCACGGCGGACUUUGAUUAG